Grammomys surdaster is the source of this 2430-nucleotide messenger RNA. It is a transcript of the gene Zfp3, whose product is annotated as ZFP3 zinc finger protein. Gene Ontology annotation, biological process: regulation of transcription by RNA polymerase II. Gene Ontology annotation, molecular function: DNA-binding transcription activator activity, RNA polymerase II-specific; RNA polymerase II cis-regulatory region sequence-specific DNA binding. The coding region runs from base 698 to 2209 and encodes 503 amino acids. Gene Ontology annotation, cellular component: nucleus. Lineage: Eukaryota; Metazoa; Chordata; Mammalia; Rodentia; Muridae. The record is from RefSeq and is a predicted model, not a curated record. The transcript is spliced from 2 exons.
GUGCUAAGAGAAGACCAAAUUUAUUCAAGAGAGGAAAGGCAGCAAAUAAUGCAGUUCCUAUUGCCUGAACAGGCUACGGAAAUCACACUCAACCUUGAGAUUUUUGUCAAAGCAUGACUUCCUGAAGCCUUCCUGACCUCAAAGCAGGUCUCCCCUUCGCUUUUAGCGUACCCUAAAUCUAGGCGCAUGGUUGACAGACUCUGGAAAGCGGGAGGUGAGGCACAAACGCAGCUGCUCAACAUGUCCCUGCGGAGAGUUGCGGAGCUUCAAGUUUCCCAGCCCACCGCAACGCCAGAGGCGCGCAGAGCGGCUGCUGCGGGGCGGAAGUGCAUUCCCAGAGCCGUUCUAGGAAACGGGGAGGACCCUGCGCGUCAGUGGUCCGGGACACCGUGGGUUUCGCGAGGUGCACUGGGACAUUCUAGCAAGCCGACCGGCUCUUGCCCAGCCCGGCGAAGAUGGGGUGAAUUAGGGGAGAGCAGCAGAAACUGGGACGCGCACAGGGGCGUGGGCCUGCUGACCACCUGUUCCUCCCGCGAGUGCGGCUCGCGCGGAUUGGCCGCAGUGCCGCCCGGCACCGGAAGUGGCCGGUGUGGGUCGCCCGUGACACCAGACAACAGCUGCGGUUCUGUGCGCGCCGCGCCGUAGCGCCCCGGGCCCAGCGGAGUGAGCGUGGGCGGCAUCCGCCAGCGGCUGUGAUAUGGGGACUGAGAAAAAGGAGGUGCUUCCCAAGGAAGAAAUUUCUGAGGACUCUGAGCCACGUGGGCCAACAUUAGAAAAACUUGCCCAGGAGGUUUACCAAGGCCAUGAGUUUGGAGCAGCAAGUGAGGAAGACAUAUUAGAGGGACAUUUGAGAGAGUCCUCGAAAGAGAUUAUAGAACAGAUGUAUCCUCAGGAGAGAGAUUUUGCAUCAGGGUUAAUUAUCUUCAAGAAGUCAUCCUUAGGUGAAGAAGACCAGAAAGACAGUAAGAGUCCAAGAGGCUUCAGUCCUAACCUGAGUGUCCUGAUGUGUCAUGGAGGUGCUACAGCCAAGAGGGACAGCGCAUGCGCUGCCUUUGGCCAGCACUCCAUGGAGAGUAUAGAGCUUACUAAAGCACAGGGGACUCCUGUGGGAGAGAAGCCUCACACAUGUAAAGAAUGUGGGAAAGCUUUUAAUCAGAACUCACAUCUCAUCCAGCAUAUGAGAGUCCAUAGUGGAGAAAAACCCUUCGAAUGCAAAGAGUGUGGAAAGACCUUUGGGACCAACUCCAGCCUUCGAAGGCACCAGAGAAUUCAUGCUGGAGAGAAGCCCUUUGCUUGUACUGAGUGUGGGAAGGCCUUCAUUCAGAGCUCACAUCUGAUCCACCAUCACAGAAUCCAUACUGGAGAAAGACCUUAUAAAUGUGAAGAAUGCGGUAAAGCCUUCAGUCAGAACUCGGCCCUUAUUCUGCACCAGAGAAUCCACACUGGAGAGAAACCGUAUGAGUGUAAUGAGUGUGGGAAGACCUUUCGGGUUAGCUCACAGCUCAUCCAGCAUCAGAGAAUUCACACAGAAGAAAGAUACCACGAGUGCAGUGAGUGUGGCAAAGCCUUCAAGCACAGCUCCGGCCUCAUCAGACAUCAGAAGAUCCACACAGGAGAAAAGCCCUAUCUGUGUAAUGAAUGUGGGAAAGGCUUUGGUCAGAGUUCAGAGCUUAUCCGCCAUCAAAGAAUCCACACAGGGGACAAGCCCUAUGAAUGCAGUGAAUGUGGGAAAACUUUUGGCCAGAACUCAGAGAUUAUUAGACAUAUCAGAAUUCAUACUGGGGAGAAGCCCUAUGUGUGCAAAGAAUGUGGGAAGGCCUUCAGGGGUAACUCGGAGCUCCUGAGACAUGAGAGAAUUCACACUGGGGAGAAACCCUAUGAAUGCUUUGAGUGUGGGAAGGCGUUCAGGCGGACCUCUCAUCUGAUUGUCCACCAGAGAAUACAUACCGGAGAGAAACCCCAUCAGUGUAAUGAGUGUGCAAGAACCUUCUGGGAUAAUUCUGAGCUGCUGCUUCACCAGAAGAUUCACAUUGGAGAGAAACCUUAUGAGUGUGGCGACUGUGAGAAGACAUUCAGCCAGCACUCCCAGCUCACCAUCCACCAGAGAAUUCACACUGGGGAAAAGCCAUACGAGUGCCAAGAGUGCCAGAAGACCUUUAGUCGGAGCUCCCACCUCCUCCGGCACCAGAGUGUUCACUGUAGUGAGUGAUCUGCAAAACAGGAAGGUGGUGUAGGGAGGCUGGAGAUAGACUUCUCUCUCCACUGCUCUGUACCCAGGCCCUAGGAUCAGAUGAAGGGACAGGGCCUCCUCUGCCCAUCCUCUGAGAGUGUGUCAGUCAUCGGCUGAAAGUGACGAGGCAGUUUUAUGAACUAUUUAUUGAGAAAUUUCAGUGUACUAAAUUAAAUCAUAAAAGUUGUUUCAGGUCUUAA